This is a messenger RNA of Racocetra persica, 729 nucleotides long. The record is from the annotation of a GenBank genome assembly. NCBI's taxonomy places the organism in Eukaryota, Fungi, Glomeromycota, Glomeromycetes, Diversisporales, Gigasporaceae.
AUGAGUUCACAAAAACAACAAAAACAUCAUGAAGAAACUCAUCUACGAGGAGAGUACGGAAAGAUUAUUGGGCCAACUACAGUGGCCGGUCAAACACUCUCCGCUGUCCAAACUGUAGGAGAUGCAAUUACUCCAUUCGUCCCCUUUUUCAGCAUGGUUACCAACAUACUUGAAUCGAUGUUAUCAAUCUAUGAAAAUGCAAAAUGUAAUGAAAAAAUAUGUCUGGCUUUAUUAGAUCGUGUUGAAAUUGCACAAACGGCGGUUAAAUCAUUGCAACGAAAAUAUCAAGCAAAUGAAAAAAAUUUUAGGGAUCAAAAUUAUUAUUAUGCUUGGGUUAGAUUUAUUAAUGUUCUAGAUAAUAUUAAGAAAUUUUCUAAAGAAGUUACGCAGCUAACAUUUUUUCAAAAGUUUAUAAAUGCUAAUGCUGUUAAAGAUGCUUUUGAAAAAAAUAUUAAAGAAUUUGAAGAAGUUUGUAAUGAUUUAAAUUUUACUAUGGCCAUGUAUAAUGCUGAGCAAAGAGAAAUGGAGGCAAAAAAUGUGGCAGAAGACCUUGAAAUGUUGAAAAGGUCAAUGAAUGAAAUGAAGGAUGAAAUGGCUGAAAUAAGGUUAGCAAUAACGGAAGUUACUACAUUGAUGUCAAAUGCCAAUCAAUUAGGUUCACAAAUCAAGAGUGGUGAUCCCGUGGUAGAUAAAACAGGUCCCCUGAUCGAAGAAUACAAAGCUCCUAAA